AUGACUUUAAUACAAGAAAAAACUAAAAUAAUAUAUCAUUUUAAUAAGAAAACAAUCAUUUUAACUAAAAAUAAAAUUUUAUUUAUAAUAAUUCAUUUAGUCCUUAAAAAAAUAAUAAUUCUAAAAAAGCUAAAGAAAACAUAAAUGAUUAAACUAAUAAUUAAAUAUAAAAUAAUGAAAAUAUAAAUUAUUUAAAAAGAAAAUAAAUAAACUAAAAUAAAGAUAAUUAUUAAAAAUAAUAAGAUGAAAAAAAAAGCGAUUAUUCAGAAAUAUAUAAUAUGUAUUUAAAUAAUAAUAAUAAUAAAUUUAAUUAAUAAAAUGAUAAUGACACUUAUUAUAAUACCCAAUAAAGAGAUAUUUAAUAAAAAAAAAUGA
Messenger RNA from Ichthyophthirius multifiliis, 375 nucleotides. RefSeq lists its product as hypothetical. The record is from RefSeq and is a predicted model, not a curated record. The transcript has a single exon. NCBI's taxonomy places the organism in Eukaryota, Ciliophora, Oligohymenophorea, Hymenostomatida.